AUGGAUUCAAAUACCCAUGAAAUUGUUGAUCCAAAGGCGGAAUUUCGGAAGCCUUUUAAUGAUUCAGGUAACCGGAAGUACAGGCGCCGGUCUCCUCUUAAUGGGUCUUCAUCUUCAUCCGGUGGGAGUCCUGGCCGUGAGCGCAUCUCUAGUCCAAUCCAAUCAAGGAAGGAUGAGGAAAUUGAUGGAGACAAAAGAAGAAGAGACGGGCAUAGGGACUUAGAUAAGGAUUUAAGUAGGAGUCAGUAUAGUCGCAGUGGUGAAUUAAAUAAACGUUCAGAUCGACAGUCAUCUGGGAAUUCCCAUAGUUAUCGUACACAUAACGAUUACAGGAGACGAGAUAAGCAUGUGGAUGAGUAUGAUAGAGAUUACCCUAAAUCCUCCUCUCGUUCUGAUCGGAACUCACGUGAUUGUUAUAAUUCCAAUCACUCAAGUCGGGAUUAUGAGCAUCGGUCCAGAGAAUAUCCACGUGAUGUUCACAAAUACUCUCGAGAUAAAUCUGACAAUUUGGGGCAUAGAAGCAGGGAUAAAGAUAAAGACUCAUCAUCUGACAGAGCUGGAUCUGGUAGGAGAUAUACCAGCUUUGAGGAUGGUAAGUCUGGGGAGAGGUACAGACAUGGAGAGGAUAGAGAUGGCCGAGAUGGGAAGAGGGGUUCAGGAGAUUACAGAAACGAUAGUCUAAAAGAAGCUUCCAGGAGAGAGACUAAGGAACUAGAUGGUGAGAAGUACACCAUAGAGGAAAAGAAGAGGUUUGAUGAUAGGGAUAAGUACAAGGAGCGACAUUCUGAAGAACCAGAGGAGUACUCUGAAGAUAGAAAGGCUUUGUCCAGCAAAGAUCAGGAGUCCAUUGCUAAGAAGCCAAAGUUAUUUAGCUCCAAUAGCACAGGUUCUGGAAAAGCAAACUUAGCUGAUGGUCAGUCUUCAAGCUCAAAGGAAGCGCAAGUGGCUUCUGGAAGAGUUCCCUCAGAGCAGGCCUAUGUGACAGAUUCUGAUAUUGAUGCUGCAAAAACAGCUGCUAUGAAAGCUGCUGAACUAGUUAAUAAGAAUUUGGUUGGAACUGGAUACAUGUCUACUGAUCAAAAGAAGAAGCUGUUGUGGGGCAAUAAGAAAAGCACAACAACGGAAGAGUCUGUUCACAAUUGGGAUACGGCAACAUUUGGUGAUCGGGAACGACAAGAAAAGUUCAACAAGCUUAUGGGCGUGAAAGGGGAUGCAAAAGUGGAGCAAAAGCAAGACAACCACGACGUGGAGAAGCUCCAAUUGGAUCUCGAGAAGCAAUACACUGCUGGAUUGCGUCGAAGGGAUGGUCGGACAGUUGGUUUGGGUCUUUAA
This is a messenger RNA of Fraxinus pennsylvanica, 1332 nucleotides long. Lineage: Eukaryota; Viridiplantae; Streptophyta; Magnoliopsida; Lamiales; Oleaceae. The record is from the annotation of a GenBank genome assembly.